AUGUGGAGCCCGAGCAACAAAAGGGACUCGCUCAUCAACAGCGACGACGCCCUCUUCCCCUUUCUCCUCCACUUUCCUGGUUUACAUCCGCGUCAAAUGUUCAGCUCCUUCUUCGCAUCUCGCUCGCGCGGGUCGUGGAUUCCAGCCGUCGACAUAUUAGAGCAGGACGACGGCUACACCCUUGUUGCUGACCUGCCAGAAGUGAAGAAGGAGGACCUGCGCGUGUACACGGAGAGUUCGAGCAUCAUCUGCAUCUCUGGCAACCGCAAGCACGUCCUAAAGCAGGACGAGCACCAGCUGCUCGUUGCGGAGCGUGGCACCGGCCGGUUCGAACGCUGCUUCGACCUCCCCACCCCAGUCGACAGCAGCAAAAUCAAGGCCACCUUCAACGAUCAACAGCUGAAUGUGUCCAUUCCGAAACUACGCAACUCGAGGUCUGGAACGCCCAACUCAGUCACCAUCGACUAA
Leishmania mexicana MHOM/GT/2001/U1103 is the source of this 468-nucleotide messenger RNA. RefSeq names its product putative heat shock protein 20. The transcript has a single exon. Gene Ontology annotation, biological process: response to salt stress; protein complex oligomerization; protein folding. The record is from RefSeq and is a predicted model, not a curated record. Bases 1 to 468 code for a protein of 155 amino acids. Lineage: Eukaryota; Euglenozoa; Kinetoplastea; Trypanosomatida; Trypanosomatidae.